This is a messenger RNA of Auanema sp. JU1783, 1536 nucleotides long. The record is from the annotation of a GenBank genome assembly. Lineage: Eukaryota; Metazoa; Nematoda; Chromadorea; Rhabditida; Rhabditidae.
AUGAAAGAGGAAGACGGAAUGUCAGCCCUAACUCAAGCAGUCCCUCUUGCUACCUCCAAUCUAGAUGCCAUGGCCAAUGCGAGUCUUACCCAUAUACCCACCAAAGACGUGUGGAGCCCUAAUAGUUCAACGUCCCAUACAAGUAGUUUACCUAACGGAGGCGGACAGAUGAUCACGCUUUCACCUCCAGCAGGAGAUCCGGCCGGCAGUCAGCAAGAGCCUGGACAAGGAUCAUCCACAGCGGCUGGCUCCGAUUUGACGGGUGAUGCUGAAGGAGUAUGGAGUUUGGACAUUGACCAAGCUUUCCAAGAAGCUCUUGCCAUAUAUCCUCCAUGUGGUCGAAGGAAAAUCAUAAUAAGUGAUGAAGGGAAGAUGUAUGGUAGAAACGAACUGAUUGCGCGAUACAUCAAGUUACGAUGUGGUAAGACGCGAACUCGGAAGCAAGUCAGCUCACACAUACAAGUCUUAGCCCGAAAGAAACAACGAGAUGAACAAGCAAAGAAGAAGGGUAGCGAUAGUUCUCCUUCAAUGCUUAACAACUCAAGUCCCAUCUCAACGGCUGCUUCAACACCAAUGCCACCAGUAGUUUCCUCUAUGGCUUCAGCUGUUACUCCUUCUAUUAAGCAAGAACCAAAUUCCAUUUCUAAUAAUCUUCAACAACAACCUCCAAAUGUUACUCCAUUCACACAGAUUCCAUUGCCAUCCAAUCCAUCUCUCAAUAUCGCCGAUCCCGAACAAUUACAGUUCUUAAGUAAAACAGCAUUAUUGCCUGCUGCUCUCUAUUCCCAUGUUUGGGCUUUUCCAACAUUCCAAAACCCAUCUGCAGGAUUUUCACCUCCCGAUAUGAAGCCAGUGAUAAAUGCCCAGUUCUCCUCAUCCUUCAAUAUGAUGCCAGCGUCAAUCAACUGUGAAAACAAGAAGAAUGAUACAGCUAUUGCUUCAUCAAAGUUAAUGCUUAACGAAUUCACAGCUUAUGUGGAACGGCCUACAGGCCAACGAGUAGAUAUCGUCAGCAUUCCUCGACAUGAUGGAGAACUUGUGAAAUUAUCGAUGUCGUCGAUAGCUGAUAAAUAUCCUCCGCUCCUCCGAGAAUUAUAUGAGAAGGGUCCGAAAGAUGCAUUCUUCUUGGCCAAGUGUUGGGCCAAUGUGCAGUUCACCAUUGGGGAUAAAUAUUCAUUCGCUGUUGAUUCCAACUACAAAUCAUUGAAUCGUUUUGAUAUUUCUGUUUCAACCAAAGUUUGUUCGUUCGGAAGUGAGGUUGUGGAGAAAGUUGAAAUUUAUUCAGCGGAGGAGGAGAAUGAUCACUAUGCCUUCCGUCUGGAAAACAGCCCUAUGUGUGAAUUCAUGGUCAAGUUCAUAAAAGAACUCAAGAAAUGUGAAAAUGAAGAAGAAAUGAAUAAAGUUUUAGACAAUUUCACAGUACUACAGGUUGUAACUGACAAGGAUACAGAAGACACCUUGAUGGUUCUCUGUUUUGUUUUCGCUGUUAAUGCCGGUCCAGAAUCACAGUGUUCAUUGUUCAGGCUGACAUCAUAA